AUGAACUUGUCGUACUUGGUAGCUUGUGGACUUAUGGUCACCCUGCUUUCAGUGAGGAUGGGGGCAAAACCUUUAUCUCAGGCACAGCAGAAGUCUCUUAGAAGUUUGCUGGGGGAGGAGCUGGCAGAGUUUCUGGAGUCGGAGGAGAGGGAGAGGCGGCUAGACGCUGUGCGCUCUCGGAUACGGUUACUGCGAGAUUUACGCAUGGACACCCGGGCCAGAGGGAUGUGGGCUCGGCUCCUUAACGACCAGCCCGGAUCCAGGAGACACAAAUCGGGAACCAAGAAAGGGGGGUCCACGACACGGAGUGGCUGCUUCGGACACAAGAUGGACAGGAUAGGAACCAUCAGUGGCAUGGGUUGCUAG
Messenger RNA from Scomber japonicus (chub mackerel), 366 nucleotides. It is a transcript of the gene nppc, whose product is annotated as natriuretic peptide C. Bases 1 to 366 code for a protein of 121 amino acids. The transcript has 2 exons. The record is from RefSeq and is a predicted model, not a curated record. Gene Ontology annotation, molecular function: hormone receptor binding; hormone activity. Gene Ontology annotation, biological process: receptor guanylyl cyclase signaling pathway; cGMP biosynthetic process. Gene Ontology annotation, cellular component: extracellular region. Lineage: Eukaryota; Metazoa; Chordata; Actinopteri; Scombriformes; Scombridae.